AUGAGCUGCUGGUGUGACAACCUCAUGACAGGGAUAGCCAACCUCCCAGUCACCACACCCUGUGAAUCUCUACACUGAGGACUCCUCGGUCGCUACCUUCUGCAUAGCUGGGUUCACAGAGGAGACACCAUGACCCCCAGCCUCAUGGUCCUGGUCUGCCUUGGGCUGAGCAUGGGCCUGAGGACACCUGUGCAGGCAGAGACCCUCCCCAAACCCACCCUCUGGGCUGAGCCAGGCACUGUGAUUCCCUGGGGGAGCCCUGUGACUAUCUGGUGUCAUGCGACCCUGCAGGCUCAGGAGUUCUGUCUGGAUAAAGAGGGAAGCCCAAAACUCUGGGACAAACAGAAGCCACUGGAUCCCAGGAACAAGGCCAAGUUCCCCAUCACACAGAUGACAGAUAACACUGCAGGGAGAUAUCAGUGUUCCUAUCUCAGCCAAGGUGUCUGGUCAGAGCACAGUGACCCCCUGGAGCUGGUGGUGACAGGCGUCUACAGUAAACCUAGCCUCUCAGCCCAGCCCAGCCCUGUUGUGGCCUCAGGAGAGAAUGUGACUCUCAAAUGUCACUCAUAUGAGGGAUUUGGCAAGUUUGUUCUGACUAAGGAAACAGAAAACAGGCUCUCUUGGAGCCUGCACUCACAGCAAGACCCAAGUGGGCAUUUCCAGGCCCUGUUCCGUGUGGGCCCCAUGAUCCCCAGACAGAGUGGGACUUUCAGAUGCUAUGGUUACUACAGGAGCAAUCCUCAGGUGUGGUCACCACCCAGUGAGCCCCUACAGCUCCUGGCAUCAGGGACCCUCCCCAAACCCACCUUGUGCGCUGAGCCAGGCUCUGUCAUCCCCUGGGGUAGAAUUGUGACCAUCUGCUGUCAGAGCUCCCAGGAGGCCCAAGAGUUCCAUCUGGAUAAAGAGGGAAACACACAACCCUGGGGCAGAUACAAGCCACUAGAUUCCACAGACAAGGCCAACUUGUCCAUCAUAUACAUGACAGUGCUCUCAGCAGGGAGAUAUCACUGUUACUAUCUCAGCCCCACUGGCUGGUCAGAGCCCGGUGACACCCUGGAGUUGGCGGUGACAGGAGUAUACAGCAAACCUAGCCUCUCAGCCCUGCCCAGACAUGUCAUGACCCCAGGAGGAAAUGUGACUCUCAGAUGUAACUCAUUCCAGGGAUGCAAGUUUGUUCUGACUAAGGAAGGAAAAGACAGGCUCUCCUGGACUCUGGACUCAUAGCCUCACCCCAGUGGUUAGGUCCAGGCCCAGUUCACUGUGGGCCCUGUGACCCCCAACCACAGAUGGAGGUUCAGAUGCUAUGGCUGUUAUAGGAAUACCUCCCAGGUGUGGUCAGUGCCCAGUGAUUCCCUGGAGCUCCUGGUCUCAGGUGGCUCAGGGAGGCCCUCCCUCCUGACCCAGCAGGGCCCCAUUGUGGCCUCAGGACAGAACCUGACCCUCCAGUGUUGUUCCAACAUCAGCUAUGACAGAUUUGCUCUGUCCAAGGGCAGGGUACAAGUCCUCCACCAGAGCACUGUUCUGCAGCCCCAGGCUGGGCUCUCAGUGACUUUCCCCCUGGGUACUGUGAGCGGCUCUCACCGGGGCCAGUACAGGUGCUGUGGUGGACACAACCUGUCCUCUGAGUGGUCAGACCCCAGUGACCCUCUGGACAUCCUGGUGGCAGGAUGGCUUCCUGACAGACCGUCUCUCUCGGUGCAGCUGGGCCCCACAGUGGUCUCAGGAGAGAAGGUGACCCUGCUGUGUCAGUCACAGAGCCUGAGGGACAGUUUCCUUCUGCUCAAAGAGGAAACAGCUGACCCCCCUUUGAGUCUCAGAUCACAGUCCUGAGCUCAGCAGCACCAGGCAGGGUCCUCCAUGGGUCCUGUGACCUCAGCCCACAAGGGGACCUACAGGUGCUACAGCUCAGUCAGCACCUUCCCCAACCUGUUGUCACAGUCCAGUGAGCCCCUGGAGCUCCUGCUCUCAGGAGUUCCCCCCAAACCCUCUAUCUGGGCAGAACCAGGCCCCAGGGUCAGAGAGGGGAUCCCUGUGACCAUCUGGUGUCAGGGGCCUCUGCAGGGGAAGGCCUACAUUCUGUAUAGAGACAUGGGCUCUCAGCCCUUUGAAAGGAGGAUCCUACAGGACUCCAGCAACAAGACCAAGUUCCUCAUUCAGUACAUGAGCUCAUAUUCCACCGGGCUGUACCAGUGUGCAUACAGCACUGGGGAUACGCUGUCUGAGAAAAGUGAGCCCCUGCUCCUGGUGGUGACAGGUGUGGGCAGCGCACCCUCCCUCUCAGCCCAGCCAGGCCCAGUGGUGGCCUCAGGAGGGAACGUGUCCCUCUUGUGCAGCUCACAGUCCACACAGGGCCCUUUCCUCCUGCUGAAGGAGGGAGGAGCUGAGCUGCCCACACGCCAGAAGUCGGAAUGGAAUUCCAAUGCUAGGAGGUGGCAGGCUGUCUUCUCUGUGGGCCUUGUGAACUCCUCCCAUGGGGGGACCUACAGAUGCUAUGGUUUUGACAGCUACAACCCCAAUGUGUGGUCAUACCCCAGUGCCCCUCUACGCCUCGAGGUCACAGGUGUGUACAGGGAGCCCUCUCUCUCAGCCAAGCCAGGCCCCCUGUUGCUGCCUGGAGACAGCCUGACCCUCCAGUGUCACUCAGAUCCAGGCUUUGACAGAUUCGCUCUGACCAAGGGCCAAGGGCUCACACCCCCUCAGCAUUUCCAUGAGCAGCACAGCCCCAACUUCACUUGGGGACCUGUGUACCCUGCUGACAGGGGCCAGUACAGGUGCUACAGUGGACACAGCCUUUCCUACGUGUGGUCGGCCCCCAGCGCCCCCCUGGACAUCCUGAUUGCAGGAAUGGACAGGAAACCCUCCCUCUUGGCCCUGCCACAACCCUCAGUGCCCUGGGGAGAGACUGUGACCCUGCAGUGUGGAUCUGAAAUCAGGGCUGACACCUUCCACCUGCACAAAGAGGGGUCCCCAGAUCCUCCCCAGCAGCUUCAUCUGCAGGACACAGCUGCCCCGUCUCAGGCCAACUUCACCAUCAGCCCUGUGACCUUGGGCCACAAUGGGACCUACAGGUGCUACAGCUCACACAGCUCCUCCCCCUUCUGGCUGUCAAAGCCUAGUGACCCCCUGGAGCUCCUGGUCUCAGGUCUCCAAUGGUACUGGAACAUCCUGAUUGGGGUCUCAGUGGUCCUCACCCUGCUGUUAUUCCUCCUCCUCUUCCUCCUCCCUCGACUCUGGCGUCAGAGCAAAGGUGAGACAUUGGACGCUGCCAUGAAGGAACUACAACCUGGGGAGGACAUGGAGCUGGACCCUCAGGUGAGAUCCUGGCUCCUGUCCAGGCUGCCAAGGACCUUCCUAUUGCCCAGUUUACUCCAGUUGCCACUCCCUGUCCUCACCUCCCCUGGUUCUCAGUAGCACCCACGCUGACCUGUCCUUCUGGGCACCAAGUUGUCCUGCUGUG
Molecule: messenger RNA, 3457 nt
Organism: Phyllostomus discolor (pale spear-nosed bat)
Lineage: Eukaryota; Metazoa; Chordata; Mammalia; Chiroptera; Phyllostomidae
Product: leukocyte immunoglobulin-like receptor subfamily B member 3
Biological process (GO): cytokine-mediated signaling pathway
Molecular function (GO): inhibitory MHC class I receptor activity
Source: RefSeq, a predicted model, not a curated record